Messenger RNA from Tribolium castaneum (red flour beetle), 920 nucleotides. RefSeq names its product intersex (gene ix). NCBI's taxonomy places the organism in Eukaryota, Metazoa, Arthropoda, Insecta, Coleoptera, Tenebrionidae. The record is from RefSeq and is a predicted model, not a curated record. Gene Ontology annotation, biological process: regulation of transcription by RNA polymerase II. Gene Ontology annotation, molecular function: transcription factor binding; transcription coregulator activity. The transcript is spliced from 4 exons. Bases 124 to 624 code for a protein of 166 amino acids. Gene Ontology annotation, cellular component: mediator complex.
AUCUGUGAACCACGCACAGCGAUCUGUAAUCUGUACUGUUGUUGACAACUAAUCUAACCUUUAUUUUUUUAGUAAAACAAUUUGAUUAUUUUGAUUAGAAAAUAUCGCUAUAAAAUAACAGCCAUGAAUGUGGUGGGAAUGGGAAUGAUCCCCCAACCAAAUCCGCAACAGCCGCAGCAACAACAACAGCAACAGCCCCACCAGCCCCUGGACAACAUUUCCAAAAUUAAAACCUUGAUUGGGCCUUUAAGGGAGUCGCUUUCUAAUACCAUUAAGACAGCGGCACAAACUUUAAACCAAAAUAGUCAAGUGGAUGCGGGCUCUUUGAAAGGGGUUGAUGUGCCAAUACCACGAUUCGAUAAAAAUCUAGAAGAAUUUUACUCAAUAUGUGACCAAAUUGAGUUACAUCUAAAAACUUCGAUAAAAUGCAUUGGCCAAGCGGAAAGUAGCAAUCGAUAUUUGCACGUUCCUGUGAUUCCCCACAGAAGCGAGAAUAUUGGAAUUAAUGAAAAUAUGUUGUCAUAUCCUCAAUUUUUGGCCACUGCUAGUGCUCAAGUGGCGUAUGCUAAAGAAAUUCAUGAUACAUUAAUUGCAGCGGCUCAAAAUAUUUCUCCUUCUGAUUGACGUUUCCAGCAAUUUUAAUUUUUUGUAAAUUAUUUAUUGUAUCGUCUUUAUUUUAUACCCUGUUUUCAAUUAAGUUUCUGAUUAAAGUUGCAUAUUAUGUGAAAUUUACACAGUCAUAGCCCACUUGACGAAUUGUAAUAGCAUAAAUAAUUCAUUGUUGCCUACUAAUUUACCAAGUCACAAGUCGGUUUGAUCAGAAAUUUAGUUGAAACCUCAAUAAUGGUUAAAUAUAUUUUUUUAAUUUAACAGUGAUAAGGAUUGAUAAGUGUGUGUAUUCAAAUAAAGAAUUUUCUCAA